AUGACAGCCUCCGUGCUCCUCCACCCCCGCUGGAUCGAGCCCACCGUCAUGUUUCUCUACGACAACGGCGGCGGCCUGGUGGCCGACGAGCUCAACAAGAACAUGGAAGGGGCGGCGGCGGCGGCGGCGGCGGCGGCAGCGGCGGCUGCGGCCGGGGCCGGGGGCGGGGGCUUCCCCCACCCGGCGGCUGCGGCCGCGGGGGGCAACUUCUCGGUGGCUGCGGCGGCCGCGGCGGCCGCGGCGGCCGCAGCCAACCAGUGCCGCAACCUGAUGGCGCACCCGGCGCCCCUGGCGCCCGGCGCCGCGGCCGCCUACAGCAGCGCGCCCGGGGAGGCGCCCCCGUCGGCCGCCGCCGCCGCUGCCGCCGCCGCCGCAGCUGCAGCAGCGGCGGCGGCGGCGUCGUCCUCGGGAGGACCGGGCCCCGCGGGCCCAGCGGGCGCCGAGGCCGCCAAGCAGUGCAGUCCCUGCUCGGCGGCGGCGCAGAGCUCGUCGGGGCCCGCAGCGCUGCCCUACGGCUAUUUCGGCAGCGGCUACUACCCUUGCGCCCGCAUGGGCCCGCACCCCAACGCCAUCAAGUCGUGCGCGCAGCCCGCCUCGGCCGCCGCCGCCGCCUUCGCGGACAAGUACAUGGACACCGCCGGCCCCGCGGCCGAGGAGUUCAGCUCCCGCGCUAAAGAGUUCGCCUUCUACCACCAGGGCUACGCGCCCGGGCCUUACCACCACCAUCAGCCCGUGCCUGGCUACCUGGAUAUGCCGGUGGUGCCGGGCCUCGGGGGCCCCGGAGAGUCGCGCCACGAGCCCCUGGGUCUUCCCAUGGAAAGCUACCAGCCCUGGGCGCUGCCCAACGGCUGGAACGGCCAAAUGUACUGCCCCAAAGAGCAGGCGCAGCCUCCCCACCUCUGGAAGUCCACUCUGCCCGAUGUGGUCUCUCAUCCCUCAGACGCCAGCUCCUACAGGAGGGGGAGAAAGAAGCGCGUCCCUUACACCAAGGUGCAAUUAAAAGAACUCGAACGGGAAUACGCUACAAACAAAUUCAUUACCAAGGACAAACGGAGGCGGAUAUCAGCCACCACGAAUCUCUCCGAGCGGCAGGUUACAAUCUGGUUCCAGAACAGGAGGGUCAAAGAGAAAAAAGUUAUCAACAAACUGAAGACCACUAGUUAA
Messenger RNA from Eubalaena glacialis (North Atlantic right whale), 1164 nucleotides. It is a transcript of the gene HOXA13, whose product is annotated as homeobox A13. Lineage: Eukaryota; Metazoa; Chordata; Mammalia; Artiodactyla; Balaenidae. Gene Ontology annotation, molecular function: RNA polymerase II cis-regulatory region sequence-specific DNA binding; DNA-binding transcription factor activity, RNA polymerase II-specific. The record is from RefSeq and is a predicted model, not a curated record. The transcript has 2 exons. The coding region runs from base 1 to 1164 and encodes 387 amino acids. Gene Ontology annotation, biological process: regulation of transcription by RNA polymerase II.